Molecule: messenger RNA, 2374 nt
Organism: Bufo bufo (common toad)
Lineage: Eukaryota; Metazoa; Chordata; Amphibia; Anura; Bufonidae
Gene: ITK
Product: IL2 inducible T cell kinase
Exons: 17
Coding region: 182-2038 (618 amino acids)
Biological process (GO): peptidyl-tyrosine autophosphorylation; B cell receptor signaling pathway; intracellular signal transduction
Molecular function (GO): non-membrane spanning protein tyrosine kinase activity; protein binding; ATP binding
Source: RefSeq, a predicted model, not a curated record
CACUAUGUCUGUUUCAUACCCUCUUUCUUUUGACUUUUCUUCUUACUGAGCUCCUGGUGACCAACUGUUAUUGUGCUGUCCACAUGUAUAUUUUUAGAUUCAUUUGAUCGUCAUUGUGAGUAGAGGAUUAUGUGUAUAUGAAGAUCUCAGGGUCCCCCUAUGACCCCGGGAGCAGAGGUUGAUGUUCCAAAUGAAUAGUUCAGUCAUAUUACAACAGCCACUUAUAAAGAGGUCUCAACAGAAAAGGAGAACUUCUCCAGCCAACUUCAAGUCAAGGGUCUUCAUCCUCACUCACACCUCACUCAACUAUUAUGAGCAUCGAAAUGGGAAAGUGCGCAAUCUUCGUGGUUUUGUGGAAGUGCCUCGUAUUAAAUGUGUAGAAAUAGUGACAACCGAUGUCACAAUUGCCUGCAGAAACAAAUACGCCUUCCAGGUCGUCCAUGAUAAUUAUUUUUUAUACAUCUUCGCCCCCGACAAAGAGAGUCGGCAACAAUGGGUACUGGCUCUAAAAGAAGUGACAAAGAACAACCAUUGUCUGAUGCCCAAGUAUCACCCCAACUUCUGGGUGGAAGGUCGGUGGAGAUGCUGCUGCCAGACAGAGAAGAUGGCAGCAGGAUGUACUCUAUAUGACCCAAACAUUGGCUGGAAACCGCUUCCACCCACUCCAGUUGACAACAGGAAGAGCUUUUUAGAUCAAGGUUGGGCAGUGGCGCUAUAUGAUUACACAACAGCAAAUUCCCAAGAGCUGGCACUCUGUAGAGGGGAAGAAUAUCUCCCACUGGACAUCUCAGAACUUCAUUGGUGGAAAGUGCAGGAUAAAAAUGGACAUGUUGGUUAUGCCCCAAGCAGCUUUCUGGCAAGGCAGAGUGAAGACAGCCUGCUGACCUAUGAGUGGUACAACAGGAACAUUAGCAGAAACCAGGCUGAAAAGCUUCUCAUUGAUAAGGGCAAAGAAGGAGCUUUCAUGGUUCGGGAUUCAAGAGAGCCAGGGAAGUACAGUGUAUCCAUCUUCACCAAAUCCUUAGGGGAUGGAAUUCACACAGUAAAGCAUUAUCAUAUUCGGCAAACAAGUGAUAAACCUCCACGAUAUUACUUGGCUGAGAAGAUUGUGUUUUCCAACAUCCCCCAGCUCAUUCAUUACCACCAACACAAUGGUGGUGGUUUGGUGACAAGGCUGCGGCAUCCAGUGUGUAGCUGGAAGGAGACAACCCCCAUAACUGCAGGGCUGAGCUACGGAAAAUGGGAAAUUGACCCCACACACUUGACCUUUGUUCAGGAGAUUGGCAGUGGCCAGUUUGGUUUGGUCAGACUAGCAUCUUGGCAAGGCACAAGAAAAGUGGCAGUAAAGAUGAUUCGAGAAGGAAUGAUGUCCGAGGACGACUUUGUGGAGGAAGCCCAGGUGUUAAUGAAGAUUUCUCAUCCUAAACUAGUUCAGCUACUAGGAGUUUGUACCCAGCAAGUGCCCAUCUUUCUUGUAUUUGAGUUUAUGGAACACGGCAGCCUUAACGACUUCUUGCGCAGGAAUCGGGGCACUCUGACACGAAGCACGGCUCUGGGUAUGUGUCAGGAUGUCUGUGAAGGGAUGGAGUAUCUGGAGACCUCGAACUUCAUUCACAGAGACUUGGCUUCUCGAAACUGUCUGGUUGGAGAAUCAUUGGUCGUUAAGGUGUCAGAUUUUGGCAUGACCAGGUUUGUUAUUGAUGACCAAUACACAAGUUCAUCGGGCACAAAAUUUCCUGUGAAAUGGUCAGCUCCAGAGGUUUUUCGAUAUGGACGGUACAGCAGCAAGUCAGACGUGUGGUCUUAUGGAGUACUGGUUUGGGAGGUGUUCAGCGAAGGGAAGACACCCUUUGAAUGCCUUAGUAAUGCAGAUGCUGUGGAAAAAAUAUCAAAUGGCUUGAGGCUCUUCAAACCUAAGCUGGCAUCAGAGAAGGUGUACCAGUUUAUGAACAGCUGCUGGCAGGAAAAUCCAGAGCACCGUCCAUCAUUCUGUCAUCUGAUGAAAGACAUCACAGAUAUGGCAGAUAUAGAAAUGUGACCUGAAUGAAGAUAUCAGAAAGUCCUUUAUGUUUGUUUGUGUGUUUAUGCCAGCACUGCACCAUAUAGCAGUGAAAAGCCUGUGCGUCAUGUGGCAGUGGUCUGCUGCUGUCAGGUGUUACAAGGAGAAAUGUUGUUAAUAUGGCAGACUUGCAACCCAUUGGGGGAGAUUUAUCAAACUGGUGUAAGAUAGAACUGGUUUAGUUCCCCAUAACAACCGAUCAGAUUCCACCUUUCAUAGCUCCUUUGGAAAAUGAAAGGUGGAAUCUGAUUGGUUGCUAUGGGCAACUAAGCUAGUUCUACUUUACACCAGUUUGAUAAAUCUCCCCAAUUAUGU